Hypomesus transpacificus is the source of this 1288-nucleotide messenger RNA. Its product is annotated as eukaryotic translation initiation factor 5A-1-like. Bases 476 to 937 code for a protein of 153 amino acids. The transcript is spliced from 5 exons. Gene Ontology annotation, biological process: positive regulation of translational elongation; positive regulation of translational termination. Gene Ontology annotation, molecular function: RNA binding; ribosome binding; translation elongation factor activity. Lineage: Eukaryota; Metazoa; Chordata; Actinopteri; Osmeriformes; Osmeridae. The record is from RefSeq and is a predicted model, not a curated record.
AGUUGAUGAUGAACAUAAUUGAUUAGUGCGUGUUGUCAAAUCCAUACACGAACGUUGGAAAAUCGUAAGAUAGCAUUUGAAGGUAUAUAUUUGCACAUAGCUAAGUUAAUGUAUAGCUUGCUUGCUAGCUGGCCUGUCGGCUUUCUAUGGGUGUGGAGGGAGGGUGGUGCUGAAGUGCCCGGGAGAGUGAGACUAGAGGAGAACCGGACGAGGCCCAUGCUGUUCGCACUUUACGUACUUAUUAAAAGUUGUCAUCUAGCUAUAGCAUCUACUGCUGGCUAUCUCGAGCUGUCAACCCAACUAGCUUGUUAGUUAGCUAGAUGCAAAGAAUCUUCUCAACGUAUUUAAUCUUUUCGCUAAUAGUAGGCUAGCUGUACUAUACAGUAUAACGGUCUGUCAGGCAAUGUUUUUCUAGCACGACAAAGGAUCUCAGCUGAGCUAGCUCUAGCUAGUCGGGAAAUGCUAGCAAGUAACCAUGGCAGACACAGACUUCACCAGUGGAGAUGCGGGGGCUUCUGCUACUUAUCCGCUGCAAUGCUCGGCACUGAGGAAGAACGGCCAUGUCAUGCUGAAGGGACGACCCUGCAAGAUAGUUGACAUGUCCACUUCCAAGACAGGCAAACACGGGCACGCCAAGGUUCACCUUGUAGGACUUGACAUCUUCACCAACAAGAAGUAUGAGGACAUCUGCCCCUCCACCCACAACAUGGAGGUCCCUCACAUUAAGAGGCUGGACUACCAACUGUUGAACAUCACAGAUGGCUACCUGAGUCUGAUGAGCACCAACGGGGAUGUCAGAGAGGACCUCAAGCUGCCCGAGAGCGACCUGGGCAAGGAGAUCGAGAAGAAAUUCGAUGCCUCCGAGGACAUAUUGAUCACUGUGCUCAGCGCCAUCGAUGAGGAGUGUGCUGUUGGGAUCAAGGCCGCAAACAAGUAACCCGGGGCAACCACCGUUCACCCUCCCCCCAGACCUAUCCUCCCUGUUGGGUCUGGAACCUCACCAAAGCCAAUGGCCUUCAUCCCCCACGUCCACUUAUAUCAGCGCUGGUCGCCCCGCACAUGGAACCGGACCGGUCUGACUGGAGCUCCUCACUCGUUGCUGACUGGCAUUUUCCUGGAUCACUGAAGUUCUCCUCUCUAGACUCUGACCCCUGGGGGAUCUUUCCUCUGGAGGAUCUCUGUCCUGGAGAAUCUCUCUCCUGAAGGAUCUCCCUCCUGGAGGAUCUCUCUCCUGAAGGAUCUCUUUCCUGGGUGAUCUCUCUGCUGGGUGAUCUCUCUCCUGGAGGAU